This is a messenger RNA of Mytilus trossulus (common blue mussel), 5583 nucleotides long. Its product is annotated as sialin-like. Bases 278 to 1501 code for a protein of 407 amino acids. Gene Ontology annotation, biological process: monoatomic anion transport; transmembrane transport. The record is from RefSeq and is a predicted model, not a curated record. Gene Ontology annotation, molecular function: transmembrane transporter activity. The transcript has 9 exons. NCBI's taxonomy places the organism in Eukaryota, Metazoa, Mollusca, Bivalvia, Mytilida, Mytilidae. Gene Ontology annotation, cellular component: membrane.
UUCAUUGGCAUAAGCGGUUACGUAUGAAUCGGAUGUCUGCCACGUACUGAACAAGGUUUUACAAGCAAAUACCCAGUUAAUCCUAUUAAGCACCAUUAUAAAAAGUCAUUGAAUGUCACAAGAAAGGGUACAAGAACAAAUAAUAGCAGUAAAUAUUGUUAAUUGUAAGGAUAUAUGACGCACAGACAGGACACCAUGAGACAACGUCCCUACGACAUCCAUUUAUUCAAGAAAUGAUGAUGAUUGAGAUAAUAUAAUACUAGGUUAUAAUCAUAACAUGAAGAUGAAUAAAAUGUUAACAAAACCUUCACAUACCAUAGCGUUGUGUUCAAUUGCUAACUUUAUAAAUGCAGCAGACAGAGUCAUUAUGCCUAUAGCUAUUGUUCCUAUGGCAGAUGAAUAUAAUUGGGACUUGCAUGGACAAGGAUGGGUACUCAGUUCAUUUGCUGUUGGAUAUAUGAGCAGUCAGGUUUUUGGAGGUAGUGGAUCAAAGAAGUAUGGUGGAAAAGCUAUAUUAUUAAUAUCUGUUCUCCUUUGGUCUUUUUCUACACUCAUGGUACCUUUCUGUGCCCCAUCUAUUAACCUGUUGAUAUUUUCUCGAGUUUUACUCGGACUUGGAGAAGGGCUAGGUCUUCCAACAAUUUUCCAUAUCUUCGCUCACACCAUUCCUGGAGAAGAAAGAUCUAGAGCAUUUGGUUACCUAGUAGCUUGUGGAUCAAUAGGUCAAACAGUGGCUUCUGUGAUAUUACCACAUAUGUCCUGGCCUUGGAUGUUCUAUUUGUUUGGUUUUAUGGGUAUUUUCUGGGUAUUAGCUUGGGCAGUUUUAUACCAAGAAGCCAGAACAUCAACAGAAGAAGAAUUUAUUGAACCUCCAAAAGUAUCUAAUACCAACGUAUCAUGGAGAGAAUUUUUAUGCCAUUGGCCGCUGUGGUCCAUUUAUAUAGCACAUUUUAGUAUGAACUGGUCAAAUUAUAUUAUAAUGCAGUGGUUACCAACAUAUAUGAGAAGAACAUUAGGUGCUAAUCAAAGUUCUAUAAUGUUUACUGCUGUACCAUAUGUCAUGAAUUCAUUAGUAGGUGUUGUUGCUGGUCACUUUGCAGAUUCAUUAAUAAUAAAACAUAAAUGGACGACGGUGUCCGUGAGAAGAUUAAUGACAAGUAUUGGUCUGUUAGGACCAGGAUUAUUUAUCUUGUUUUUUAGUGCUGUUGAUAAUCUUCCUUUAGCUGUUUUCUUUGUAUCUUUAUCACUUGGUUUAAGUGCAUGUAAUUCAUCGGGUCACUUAAGUAAUCAUGCAGAGGUUGCACCUAAUCAUGCUGGCAUUACGUUUGCCAUAUCAAAUACAUUGGCCACUAUUCCGGGUAUUUUAUGUGGACCUUUAACAGCAGAGUUAGUUUCACAAAGUCAUGGACGAUGGUUUCCUGUAUUUAUCAUAGCAGCAGGAGUAAACUUUGUUGGUGCUAUUAUUUAUCUAAGUCAAAGUGCUGCUAGUCAAGUGUUAUAGUAUUUAACUAAACAAUUAUAGUUAUUUGUGAUAUCAAAUUUUUCCCAUGAAUUUAUGGUUGUAAGAUUUGGGAUUUUUAUUUUGGGGCCAAAAGAACAUAUAUUUUAGAGCAGAAAAGUUUCAAGUUGUCAAAAUACAUGUUUUUCACCUGGCUGGUCAUUUUGAAAUUGUGUGUUGUUUAAAUCCUUGUCAGAAAGCAAUGCCUAUGUCAUGGAGAUUUUAGAAAUUGUCUAAUAAGAAAUAAUAUGGUUUACACAAAGUGUGAGUACUAAUAUGGUUUACACAAAGUUUGAAUAAUAAUAUGGUUUACACAAAAUGUGAAUAAUAAUAUGGUUUACACAAAAUGUGAAUAAUAAUAUGGUUUACACAAAUUGUAAAUGAUAAUAUGGUUUACACAAAGUGUGAAUUCUUGAGAUUAUGAGUGUUUCUUUUCUUGAUAAUUUAUGUUGUUUUAUUAAAAUUUUUUGCCAACAUAUAUUUUUUGUUGUUUUUAAAUGUAGAAAGAAUCAUGUUAAAAAUCUCAUUUUGUUGUCAUUGACCAUUGUAAGUGAAUAAUAUUAAAACUGUUAAAUAAUAAGUAAUCUUAUAUCUGUUCCAUUAAAUGGCUGUUCUAUUCAAACAUAUAUGGGACUGUGGGAAGACACUUUGGAAAUAAUGUAACUGCUUAUAUCAGCAUUUUGAGACUUGUUUACAUUUUAAACUUGUACAACAUGAUAUUUACACCCACCAACAGUGGCACAUUCAAGUUGCCUUCUCUAGGUCCCAUACAUGUCUUUAUGGAACAGUCUAAAAGGGCAUUACAUAUUUAUAUAAUAGCAAAGGGUCCUAGAUUCAACAUACUGUUGUGUCUCAAAUUUUAAACAAAUUAAUUAAACUAGUGAAUAUAACUUAUUUUUCAAUUUAAAUGUAAUUGGCCAAUGUUAAGUUUAAGGGAUAUUUACAGCAGAUUGUUGUAUUGAGUGUGUAGGUAAAGGUAAUAUCUUUGGUUACCGUAAAGUCAUUAUUAAGUUGGCUAAACUACCCUCCAUUAAGAGUAGACUAGUCUGACAGAUAACCAAUUUUUCUUCCUGUAAGAGUAGACUACUUUGAAAGGAGGAUAGUAUAACUUACCUAGUGAUGACUGCACGGUUCAGUUAGCAAACAAACUAACCAAAGAUUUUACCUUUAACUACACACUCAAUGCAAUCAGCUGAAAGGUAAAACCUAUAUUUUAAAGACUUGCAACAAAUUUUCAUCAGUAAAUCUGGCAAGUCAUUUCAGCUAGUACACUCUUUAUCUGAUGAUUUAGUAUACUGGUUUUGGUGGCAAUCUUUAACAUUUUUUGUAGGUCAUGGUCAAUUAUUCUUUUACUUUAUUUUUAAUAAAAUGUCAGUUCAUAUUAAGGUCAUUUUACUUUUAUAAGUAUCUUAAGUAAAACAGUUGUUGUCCAUUUGUUUGAUGUGUUUCAUCAUUUGAUUAGGGACUUUCUGUUUUUAAUUUUCCUCGGAGUUCAGUAUUUUUGUGAUUUUACUUUUUCAUCAUUACACUUCUGGUUGGUUGGUCUUUUGUACUUAAUUGCAUUCAGUAAAAAAUUAACAAAUCAGUAGAUUUGUUUUUUAUUUGUUUAAAUUUAUUAUUAAGGUCAAGGGCUUUUCUCUUUCAAUAAGUACAAUCAUGCCUUUUGAAACAACUUUGAUAAUUAUUUUGCAUCUCGCAAAAAACACUUUACCAAUAAAUUUUGAUUUAAAGAUGUAGAGUGAAGAAUGAAUAUUUGAAUAGGCCAGUUGAAAAUUAUGAAGAUGUUGUUUCUUUUAUGGAUAAAAUAGAUGAAUUAGAUUUAAAAAAAAUAGCUACUGAUUUCUCUAUUACACAAUCUUUGUUCCAAUGGGUAAAAAUAUGAAUGGAGUUAGCCCUUUUAUAUGUUGUAAGGUCACAAACUUUGUUCUUUUUUUAAAAAUAAAAGAUAAAAGUCGUUUAUUGUAAUUAGCACAAUUAUGCUAAAGCAUAUUUAAAUUAUACUAUUAGCACGUGUUAGCAACAUGAAAUUUAUAUGUUUUGAUAAUAUAUAGUAUAUAAAAGAAGAGAGAACAACAAAAACAUUUUGAACACUUUGUUUAUGAAAAAGACAAUAUAUAUAUAUAUAUAACUAUGCUAAUAUGAAAUUCCUCAAGUUUCCAACUUUCACACACAAUUCUAAAAUAUACUUAUUGUUCUAUUUCAAUAUUUUAUUAAUUAUUUAAUGCACAUAUGAUAAAGGAAUAAAUAAAGCUGUUUUAUAAAAGAAACGGUGUUACAUUUAUGCUGGUCUUGUACCAAUUUUGAACCAUAGUUUUAGAAACAAGAAUGUUUUUUAUUUUAAUUUUUUUUUCAAAAUAUAUCAAUUUGUGUGUUUUUUGUUAUUUAACACCCUGCAUGAUGAGCUAAAGAAUAAAAAUUUCAAAUUGAUGGCAAUGAUGAAAAGUGUUGAUACAUUUGUACUAUAAUGUGUAAUAAAAUACUGUGAUAUUUUGUAAAAAAGUAUAUAUAUAUAUUUAUUUUGUGCAUAUUGAAGCUAUAUUUAAUAUUAUAUCUGCAUACUUGCUUGAAGUAUAACUGGUGUCUAACACCUUCAUUUGUUAUAUAAUUAGCCUAUCAGAUAAGCCUUCUUGUCAAUUUUUGCCCUUGCCAUUUAUUAAAGGAACUUGGCUUUCUAUUUCAUGUGGUGGUAUUUGGUGCCAUUUUGUAAAUGUAAAUUACUAUAUUAGCUUUAUUACAUAUUUUGUGCUCUGUGACAUAUGUUUUAUAUGUGUUUUGUUAACAUACAUUUAACAUAUGUAUUGAGUACCAAACUGUUUUAAAACAUAUUCACUUUUUACUUUAUUCGUUUUCUAUCUUUAAAUCAGGUUAAAACUUGUUUUUGUUUAUACAACGGAAUAUAUUGUUACACAUGCCUCUUUGUGCAAAUAUAAUUUGAGUUUUUAAAUGACAUUUUUCUUUCAUUAUACCAAAGACAAAAAUCGUUAUAUUUCAUAUGUUGAUUGAAUAGUUUCAAAUAAUGAUAUUUUUAAUAUUAAAAAUUCACUUUUUUUAUUUUUAAUCAAAUUUCAUUAAAUGACAUCUUUGUGUAAAUAUAUGGUACAGAAAAUAGUUCUCUGAUUUCCCCAAUAAAAUAUAUUAAUUGAAUUCCCUGUACCAGUAAUCACAUCAAUUCUAGCCUUUUUGUAGUUAUGUGAUUUCUUGGUUUUGCCAAAAUCUGCAUACUACUACUCGAUUUAUUUCACUUGACUGGGCGGAUUUGACAAUAAUAAACCAGUCCAUCUAUAGAUAGGUGUUUUAGGAUAAACUUAUGAAUGAAAUGUCCAGGAAUUAUUUUGUAAAUUCAAUUGAUGACACUGAUAGGUGAUUAGAAAUCAGUAAUAAUUAUAAAGGCAAUCAUCCUUAUCACACACAUCUUCAAAUAGACUGUCCUUGUGCAAAUUAAAACAUUAGCUCGAUCAGUUGAAAUAAAAUAGAUAGAAAAUUUGUAAUUUCUUGAAAAUUUAAAUUCAUGGUUAACCUGUACCCACGAAAACCAUGAAAAUUGGUAUCCAGCAAAUAAUAAUGAAUCCACAGUAUACCCAUAACUAUUCUAUUAAGGUGGUACCCAACACCUUGACCUAUAAUUAAUUUGGCUUGUCUAAUUUUCAUAAAAAUUUUACAAAAAAUCAACUUUCAGCAUUUGACAAAAAUAUCAAAAAUUCCAAGAAUUUGAACCAACCAUUUUAUCAGAAAAAUUUCAUUGGUUACAUAGCAGUUUGACAAACACUAAUUUUGAUUAUUGGGACGCUUAAUAUUUCCUUAACAAUACAAUGUGAUUAAAAUGUUGAGCUGAUUUUACAGAGUUAUCUCCCUGUAGUUUAAGGUACCACCUUAAAUACAUAUUACCUGAAAUACUUCAUGCAUUUACUGAAUCAUCUAUUCUUUGUUGUCGUUAAUGAUGAAAUUUGUGUUUCAACUUUAAGUAUAGUAUAUAAUGGCCUUGUUGAGAUUAUUUUCAUGUUAACGUCCAUUGUUGUUGUUUAAUGUUAUUGUCAAAUUUUUGUCAACAAGUAUUGACAUGUGAACAAAUAAAUAACUUAUUUUUA